AUGUCGUUUUUCGUCGAAUUGUGGGAGUCGAUCUUCACGCCCGGAACAUCUCCUGCGCUUCUCAAGGCCACGCACGGGUCGUUUGUUCUCCUUCUCAUGUCUCUUCUAUUCCUUAUCUACUACACCCGCUCGAUCCACUUCGUCAAUCUCUUCGUGAUCGCUGCGUUGUUGUAUGCUUUGGUGAUCUGGUUUGUGGCCGAGUUGCAGCGGGCCAAGCUCAUGAAUAACAGCGAGUUGCAGCUGGAGUCUGGCGACAAGAACACCGUCGCAGAGGGCGAAUCGGUUGAGAACGUCAAGAAGACUGAAAAGACUGAAAAGAUGGAGAAAGCUGAGCCUUUGGGGGCUGCCAAUACGGGAGCAGCUGCUGCCAAAAGCACUCCAAGAAAGAGAAAGGCUUAG
Molecule: messenger RNA, 399 nt
Organism: Australozyma saopauloensis
Lineage: Eukaryota; Fungi; Ascomycota; Pichiomycetes; Serinales; Metschnikowiaceae
Exons: 1
Coding region: 1-399 (132 amino acids)
Biological process (GO): vacuolar proton-transporting V-type ATPase complex assembly
Cellular component (GO): endoplasmic reticulum membrane
Source: RefSeq, a predicted model, not a curated record